GAGUUCUCUUGCUCGGCCUCCUCCCUAGUAUCGAGCCGCCAUGACAGUCGGCGAAAAUUCUAAGCGGCUGACUGUGAAUUAAUUAAUUUCGUACAAAUAAUAUUAUUGUGCUGAAGACUAGCCUGGAUUCUUAAUUCUAAUUCGAAGCCCGUCGGGCUACACCCGGCAAGAUGGCAAACAACUGGUGGAGAGAACCCGACAUGGGAGUGCUGAGUGCUCCGGUGACAUCUGGUGAGCCGCAGGGGUGCUCUGCCAUGCGUAUGUGGCGCAAUGCCUGCAACACAUUGGUCGCUCCCGAUGCUGAUGAUGCUUGGAAGCAGGUGGUGGAAGCUUCUCCUCCGGAGUCACUCUGGCACACACUCCGAAACUGUGUAGCGUACCAGGCGGGCGUGUGGCAGAACUUGCUCAACAAGGGCGUGGACGACGUCAUCCAGCCCGCCGCCUUCAAGCUGGCCAUCGUGCUCAGGCAUACUCCUUCCGAACUCACCGUCAAACUCCUGUCUGACUUGCUGAGACUGCAUCCACAGUCGCAAGAUUUGACGUCGUACAUCCUUGCGCUGCUGACGGACGACGAGGCGCAGUGGAGCGGCGGACACUGCAGUUCCACGUCCAACGGCUCCUCCCCUGAGGAGGAGGAGGAGGAGGAACGUUCCUCCACCAGCUCCGAUGGCGGGGACUCUGACGGCGCUGACCAGGGCCGCGACACCGACGGGCCCGACCCCGGGCACGACACGGACCUGGACGCCAACGAGGCCAGUGGCCCCGCCGACUCCGCGUCCGCGGCCGCACUGUCCAAGCCACACAUGCCGCCGCCUGACUCCACCACGCACUCCAGCGACAACCCCAACAUGCCGGACUCCACCACGGCCGACGAUCCCAUAGAAGUGGACGACUCUGGCGAGGGAGAGGACGACGGGGACGCGGAGGCGGAGGCUGAAGGAGACGAGGACGGGGAGGGAGACGACGAGGACGAGGACGGCGAGUCGGCGGACGAGGUGGAGCGCGUCCUGGUGCGCGGCGUGUCGCCGGCGGGUCCGGCCCCGCUGCGGGACCUGCAGCUCUUCGGCGACUGCGAGCUGGCCGUGCUGGCCGCCUCGCGCGAGGAGUACGACGCACACGCCAAGCUCGUGCGCGCCGAGUACUCCAAGCUCACCAACGACAACUACGUGCAGCUCCGGAUCAAGGUGCUGAACCAAUUUAGUCAAAUCCCGAAGCUGUUCCACUCUCCAGAAUUCGAAUGCUUCGAGUCUGCGGCUCGAGAGAACAUCGAGCGUGAGAUCAACACGCUGCAGGAACACUUGCUGGCCGGGACGAGAGAUUAGUAUUACACCUACCAGGAAGGUGACGUUCCUGAGGACAUGGAGAUCAGUAACAACUAAUUGUUUACUCAUACCAACAGCUUGGCUUGUUACCUGACCGCGCUAUUGCGCUGAGCUAGCAGACCUAUUUGCCAUGCUAUAUCAUUUCCAAAUGUCUUACAUGUAUCAGUAAACUAAACAUGCCACCUUCAUUGUGUUUAAAAAAUAUCAGAAACUAAUAUGGCAAUAGUCAUACAAGCUAAGCUCAUGUUAUCAAAAUUACUGGCUAGCGCGUCAUCAUGUAAUAAGUAAGAAAAUGUUUGAGUAAAUAAAUAAGUUGCUGCAGUACUUGGUAUGAUUCACAAGUACUAGCUCCCGUGUUCAAGGCGUCACAUUCCUGGCGAGUUUGAAGUCGCUCAAAUAUAACUUGUGUUACAUACAACACAAGUAAGCUUCCUGGCUCAGUGCGGGUUGCAACACAGUGAUUGUAAUGACAGAGACAUUCUCAGUGUAGUGCUAUUCCUUCAUAGAUUGGUGUCUGUUUAUUAGAUUUUAUUUGUAAUACAAGUGUGAGUAUACCUCGGCUUGUAGAGCUGCUGAUAUUCAACCUUCAUAGAUGUUACUGUACCUAUACAUGUACGCCGACAUUCCACGAUGAAUAACCAAUGCUUUCUACUGUUGAACAUGAUGUACCUACACUUAGUUGUAAUUGUAUAAAUAUUGUAUUUAGAUUUACAUACUGUCGCUACUGUCACUAUUGUAACAGCAGUAGUUAAAUUAUUGCUAUUUUAGAUAUUUAUAUAAAAUGACUGAACACUGAUUUUAUUUCGGGACAUUUAGACCAAAAUGUGUAUUUUAUUGUAAGAUUUAUUUGAUUAUUGUUUAGCAUAAAUUAUGUAAUUCUAGAUGUAAGUACCCUACAUACUGUGUACUAGGAAUCAUUUCGAAUGUUGCGCUUAUAUCAAGUAGUGAGUAGCUAGUUGUGUAGUAAGCAGGAUGUCUGCUAUUCAUUUUAUCAAUCCACUAGUAUUUAUGACAUGGUCAUCAUUUAAUAUUAAAGGAAAAUAAAUCAUAUUCAAUA
Messenger RNA from Spodoptera frugiperda (fall armyworm), 2379 nucleotides. RefSeq lists its product as uncharacterized. Bases 171 to 1322 code for a protein of 383 amino acids. The transcript is spliced from 6 exons. NCBI's taxonomy places the organism in Eukaryota, Metazoa, Arthropoda, Insecta, Lepidoptera, Noctuidae. The record is from RefSeq and is a predicted model, not a curated record.